Panicum hallii is the source of this 1800-nucleotide messenger RNA. Its product is annotated as acyl-[acyl-carrier-protein] desaturase 4, chloroplastic-like. NCBI's taxonomy places the organism in Eukaryota, Viridiplantae, Streptophyta, Magnoliopsida, Poales, Poaceae. The record is from RefSeq and is a predicted model, not a curated record. Gene Ontology annotation, cellular component: chloroplast stroma. Gene Ontology annotation, biological process: fatty acid metabolic process. Gene Ontology annotation, molecular function: stearoyl-[ACP] desaturase activity.
AUGCCGCCGGGGCAAGCCGUCCUCCGGAAGGAGAGAGAGAGAGAGAGGGACGGGCGGGUGCUAGAUGGGGAGGGCCUCACCGUUUGGCUCCUCUCCGCAGCACACCCGAGGUAUAGGCCUCCAGUGCUGAAACGGGAUGCGAUAUAUAUAAGCUAUGUUUCCAGAUGGAGCGCUGCCGCCGCUACCACGGCCACCGCUGCGCCGGCGCCGGACGGCGUGGAGGUGCCGCGGGAGCAGGUGGAGGCCAUCCGGUCGCUCAACGGGUGGGUGGCGGAGAACAUGCUGCCGCUGCUGGCGCCCGUGGAGUCCGCGUGGCAGCCGCACGACUACCUGCCGCGCUCGUCGGAGGAGGCCGGGGCGUUCGCGGAGGCGCUGGCGGAGCUGCGCGCCGCCGCGGCGUGCCUGCCCGACGACGUGCUGGUGUGCCUGGUGGGCAACAUGGUCACGGAGGAGGCGCUGCCCACGUACCAGAGCAUGGGCAACCGCACCGAGGGCCUCGGCGACGCCACGGGCUCCAGCGGGCUGCCCUGGGCGCGGUGGAUGCGCGGCUGGGCCGCCGAGGAGAACCGCCACGGCGACCUCCUCAACCGCUACCUCUACCUCACCGGCCGCGUCGACAUGCGCCAGGUCGAGGUCACCACGCACCACCUCCUCCGCAACGGCAUGGAAAUGCAGGUGCCCAAGAGCCCGUACCACGAGCUCAUCUACGGCGCGUUCCAGGAGCGCGCCACCUUCAUCUCCCACAGCCACACGGCGAGGCUCGCCGCGCAGCACGGCGACCGCACGCUCGCCAGGAUCUGCGGCGUGAUCGCCGCCGACGAGAGGCGGCACGAGGCGGGCUACACCAGGGUCAGCGCCAAGCUCUUCUUCGACGUCGACCCGGACGGCAUGGUGCGCGCGCUGGCCGACGUCAUGCGCGGGAAGGUGACCAUGCCGGGGCAGCUCAUGUCGGACGGCCGCGACGGCACCCUGUUCGCGCGGUUCGCCGCGGUGGCGCAGCGUGCCGGCGUGUACACGGCGAGCGACUACGGCGACCUUGUGGAGCACUUCGUGCGGCGGUGGCGGGUGGCGGACCUCGCGGGCCUGUCCGGCGAGGGCCGCCGCGCGCAGGAGUACGUAUGCGGGCUGGCGCCCAAGGUCCGGCGGAUGGAGGAGCUGGCGCAGCGGAGGGCGGCCCGCGGGGAGCCCGGCCUCGCCCGGUUCAGCUGGAUCUUCGACAGGACACUCGUGGUGGGCUGAAGCCUGCCUAGCUCUAGCCUGCGUGUGCGCGCUGCGGUGCGUGCGGGUGCCUCUCUCGGACGCUUGGAUUAGUGUUGUGUGCUGUGCUUGGAUUAGUAAUAAUAAGCUUUCCAUCGUGUUUGCUUUCUUAUUACAUCGUGCUAGGAAUAAUAAAUGGCUACAAUCGACUAGUAGGUUUUAACCGACUUUCUCACCGUUUUGAGGUGCUUGAAGUUCUGCUGCGUCCACCUCUUUGCUGCAUCUACAUCUGCAAGAGAUGGGCUUGCAUGACGAAGUCGGCCUCAUUGCUGUCGACAGACACGUUGCAUCUAAAAAAUACGACGAGCAUCUGUGCAGACUUGCUUGAGGAUCGGACUCGGGUGGACCUAACCAGCUGGCUACCUCUGCAGUACGUGAGAACCUGAAAAUGCAUGGAUGCCCGUCAUAGCACUCGUAGAGAGUGGAUGAGAAGUACGCCCGAUCCGAUCAGGUUCACUGAUUCUUGACCAUCCGAAACUACCGAUAGCAAAACAUUUUUCCUGAUAUUUAUCUUACAUUACAUGCUUCAGACUCCGCAAGAGU